AGGGGGGCAGUGGCAGGUAGAUUAACUUCUAGUGCCCCAUGGAGACCAGCUCCCUCCAGCGAAGGUUUAAGCUCUGGCAAGUGGUGGGAAAAGGAGCAGAGCCUGAACCCCAGCCCUUCUUGGAAAUCAAGGACAGGAGAAAGCACUGGAGGGUUGAGUAAUUGGGGCUGUUACACAAGCCAGAGAUGGACAGCUCCCAGCCCCUCAGUAACAGAGAGAAGCAGAGAAGAAUUAACCUAUAGGCUGCCAAGAGGAGGAGAGAAAGAAGGAGCUUCCAGAAGUACCAAAACGGUCUUGGGGACAAGAGCAGAAAGAGAUUUAAGUUUCGGCACCCGUUGGGACGGGACUCAGCAAUAUGUAGGUCAGAAAUAUCAAGGCCGGAGUCCUGGAAAAAAGGGCAAAAGUCUAGAAUUUUAUUUGUCCUGGUUCUUGUGGGUGGCAACUUUAGUGCUACUGGUAAUUUUCUUGGGCAUCCUUUGGGUCAAGAUGAUGGGACCUGCUCUUCUGGAAGAGUCCAUGGAGAAUUUAAAGCUGUUGACCGUGGAUUGUGAAAAAAGCACAGAUGUUUACUGUCAGGAAAAACAAGAAGAAAUUACAACAACCAUAUUGUAUGAGUUGUACGACUAUCUUGCAAUUCAAGCUGGCAAUUAUGAGUGUGGCAAUCCUGAGAAUUUAGAAAGUAAAUGCAUACCAUUUAGUGUGGCCACGGACUAUAUAGAG
Messenger RNA from Protobothrops mucrosquamatus (brown spotted pit viper), 720 nucleotides. Its product is annotated as LEM domain-containing protein 2-like. The record is from RefSeq and is a predicted model, not a curated record. Gene Ontology annotation, biological process: nuclear envelope organization; negative regulation of BMP signaling pathway. Gene Ontology annotation, cellular component: nuclear inner membrane. Gene Ontology annotation, molecular function: chromatin DNA binding. The annotation marks the transcript as partial. Lineage: Eukaryota; Metazoa; Chordata; Lepidosauria; Squamata; Viperidae. The transcript is spliced from 4 exons.